Messenger RNA from Osmia lignaria (orchard mason bee), 669 nucleotides. It is a transcript of the gene Ccdc58, whose product is annotated as Coiled-coil domain-containing 58. Gene Ontology annotation, cellular component: mitochondrial intermembrane space; mitochondrion. The record is from RefSeq and is a predicted model, not a curated record. NCBI's taxonomy places the organism in Eukaryota, Metazoa, Arthropoda, Insecta, Hymenoptera, Megachilidae.
UUCUAUAUGUAAAUUCAGGUUUUCAAAUUUGUACCUUGCAUGUGUUGAACAAACAAUCUUUACAUUAGUUGCUCUAUAUACGUAAUGUAUUGUACACAUAAUUAAGGUUAUAUGGAGAUUUAUGUAAUAUUUCGUACAAUAAACAAUUUUUAAUACAUUAAAGUUUCUUUAAAUUAAUAUAAAAGAUUAAAUGUAAUGAGACAAUUCAGCGUAUUACUUAUGCUUUUAAUUUGGAAAUCUUAAUUUAGGUUAAAUAUAUCUACAGUUAAGGAUGCAUUACAAAAAAUGCGACAAAUUGAUGACAAAAUUAUUUAUAUGCUAAAUGCUACAAUUCCAACAGAAUCUUUUAAAAGCCAAGUUGAUCCUACGGCACAAUGUAAAGAUUUAUUUGAACAAAUUCAGUCAGGUCAUAAACAAAGAGAAUUGGCCAUUACAAAAUGUGUAAAUGCAUCAAAAGAAAAAGUUAAGCAAUUGAAGGCUCAAAAAGAUAGUGGGAAUGAUAAUCCACAGCUUCUUAAAUCAUUAAGGAAAGAACAAAGUACUCUGCGUUUAUUACAGUCAGAAUUAAAUGUAGAAGAAAUUGUUAAAAAACGAACAAUUAAUGUAUAUCACGAAAAAUGUCGUAGUUUUUAUAAACCAAUAAAUGUAACAGCAUAGUGUUGUAAAUAA